Messenger RNA from Corythoichthys intestinalis (scribbled pipefish), 3451 nucleotides. RefSeq names its product methyltransferase 14, N6-adenosine-methyltransferase non-catalytic subunit (gene mettl14). Gene Ontology annotation, cellular component: nucleus; RNA N6-methyladenosine methyltransferase complex. The coding region runs from base 147 to 1517 and encodes 456 amino acids. Lineage: Eukaryota; Metazoa; Chordata; Actinopteri; Syngnathiformes; Syngnathidae. The record is from RefSeq and is a predicted model, not a curated record. Gene Ontology annotation, molecular function: mRNA binding. The transcript has 11 exons.
UUGAGCGCUUCCACAAGAGUUGACCCGUAGCGCAAACGUUGGCUAGUUCUUUAAUAGCUAGCAAUUCACUGUUUUUGUUAACGCUCAGAUGAGUUAAAUGUGUAUUCUAUUGCUUUAGUGUAGAAAACAAAAAUAAAAUUGACGAAAUGAACAGUCGUCUGCAGGAAAUCCGUGAGCGACAAAAACUCAGGCGGCAGCUGUUAGCUCAACAGUUGGGAGCUGAGAGUGCAGACAGCAUUGGGGCUGUGCUUAACAGUAAAGAAGAACUUAAAGAAAUAGAAGAGACAAGAGAAACAUGCAGGGCCUCUUUGGAUGAUUCCGCACCUCCUUCCAAGAAAAAGGCUCCGACAGAAGGCGAUGACACUGAGGAAGAUGCGGAGGAACAAAAAGAUGAGGUGGAGGUGCCACUGCCUGAAGAAAGCAACCCAUACGAGGAAGUCUACAAGGACUCAAGUACUUUUCUUAAGGGUACACAGAGUUUGAACCCUCACAAUGAUUACUGUCAGCACUUUGUCGACACGGGACACAGGCCACAGAACUUCAUUCGAGAUGUUGGAUUGGCUGAUCGGUUUGAGGAGUACCCCAAACUACGAGAACUGAUCCGACUGAAAGACGAACUUAUCUCCACGACCAACACCCCUCCCAUGUACCUGCAGGCGGAUCCUGAACACUUUGACCUGCAGGAUUUAAAAAGCGAAUUUGAUGUCAUCCUACUUGAACCCCCUUUAGAGGAAUAUUACAGAGAAUCAGGCAUCAGCCACACAGAGCGCUUCUGGACCUGGGAUGAUAUCAUGAAGCUGGAGAUUGAAGAGAUCUCCUCCCACCGGUCUUUCGUCUUUCUCUGGUGCGGCUCGGGGGAAGGCCUGGACUUGGGAAGGAUGUGUUUGCGGAAAUGGGGCUUCAGGCGCAGUGAAGACAUCUGCUGGAUUAAGACCAACAAGAAUAACCCAGGCAAGACAAAGGCAUUGGACCCAAAGGCAGUUUUUCAGAGGACCAAGGAACACUGUCUAAUGGGAAUCAAAGGAACGGUGCGGAGAAGUAGAGAUGGCGAUUUCAUCCAUGCCAACGUGGACAUUGACUUGAUUAUCACGGAGGAGCCCGAGAUGGGAAAUGUUGAGAAGCCUGUCGAGAUCUUUCACAUCAUCGAGCACUUCUGUUUAGGCCGCAGGAGGCUACACCUUUUUGGACGAGACUCUACAAUCAGACCGGGAUGGCUGACAGUUGGUCCCACACUCACCAACAGUAACUUCAACCCAGAGACCUACGCAGCUCAUUUCGCUCUGCCCGAUUCUUACCUCUCCGGUUGCACUGAAGAAAUAGAGCGACUGCGGCCCAAAUCGCCGCCUUCAAAGAUGAAGUCCGACCGUGGUGGCGGAGCACCAAGAGGGGGGCGUAGUGGUCCGAAUGUGGGGAGAGGUGGAGAGCGAGGUCGGGAAAGAAAUAGGCCAAACUUCCGCGGGGACAGAGGCGGCUUCCGGGGUCGGGGAGGACCACACAGGGGUUUUCCCCCACGCUAGCGAGAGAAUGCUUACCCAAAUGGUCAUUUUUUUCCUUGACUGUUCACAAGUUGCUACUGAUAAGAACCCUUUGACCAUCCCUGACAUUUUGGACACAGAAAAAUUGAAUGUGCUCCAAUACACAAGCAGCGUAUUCUUGUCAAACCCCACUCAAGUGUUUGGCCACCAGCAGUGUUGUUUUCUCAAAGCCCUCUAACCCAUCAUUUAGAGACACUAAGGCUACGUUCCCACCACAGGGUGUAAUCCCCAUUUCGGAUUUUUUUUGUUUGAAUAUUUUCGUGUAGCUGUUCGUAUUGCAAAAUCGGGCAACUCGCAGUGUGAAAUUUGGUCCCUACAGGAGGUCUCAACUGUCACACUUUAGUGGCAAUUUCUAAUUUUAUGCUAACCGUGCUAACAUUUUUUUUAAAGCCUUAAGUAAGUUAGUGUUACUGCUAUUAAGAAGCAAAAAUUUAUUUUUAAAUGAUUUUAUCCAUCAUUGCUUAUUCACAUGUCUGUUUUGUGGAACAGAAUUUCACUUGUUAAUGGCAUAUAGUCUGGAUUUGUACGGAUCGGAUACAUAUUGAAAUUAUAGCCAAGUAUAAAAAAAUUCAGACUGUUCAUACUGCAUGAACAUGUCAGCAUAUGAGGGUUUACCUUCAGUGUGAACGUAGCCUAAUGCAAUUUUACAAAAGGAUUUUGCUCAAGUUUCACCAGGAUGAUAAACAUUGAAAUACAGUAAAGGAACUGUAGUUCAAUGUUUGGCUCAAGUAUUCAUGUGUUCACCCAUAAAUUUACUCAAAUACUACCAAAAUACUCUUUCCUGUGAAUAUAGAGGGAUUAUACAUACGCAUCAUGGCUACAGAAAACUUAAAAUGCGAGUGGAUGAAUGACGAGGUGAAAUUGCCAAAAUUUCAGCAUUCUUCGAUGUUGACAAAAUAAGUGAUGCUUUUGAUAGAUGUUUGGCUUCAUAGUUAAAGCUUACCCAGUAUGAUGUUGUCUAGCCUUUUUUUAUCAUUUGUUUGUUCCAGUGGAUUCUUUUCAUGGCUUGUAAAUAUGUAUUCUCUUAGCCCCAAAAGGUUGAUGGUAUUCAAUAAAACUUUUUUUUUAAUUUUUUUUUUAUUGUUUUUGUCUAAAGGUUCAUGUAUCUGACAGCACAGCUAGACAUGUUGACAGCAAUUUCUGUUUGCAGCAUGCACAGAAGCAGUGAUUUAGGUUGAUAAUCCCUCAAUAGGGAAAACAAAACUGCACUGAAUUAUUUCAAAUGUAUAACACAUAAAAUUCAAAUUGUAUUUGAAUAUAUGAUUGGAAGCCAUUGUAAAUGAGUCACACGAAAUGCAUUUUCCUUCAAAAUUAAAUACAGCUGAACAGUAAUUUAUAAAAUAAACUUGAUUAAAAGUAGAAGCCACUAAAACACUCACUAUCCAAAACAUAAUUACCAAAGUCAUCUUUCAAUUAUUGAUAUAGAAAUGACUUGAGCAACUAUGUUAUGCCCAGAGGUGGGUAGCGUAGCCAAAGUUUUUUACUAUAAAGUAAAAGUACUGUUAUUUGACAAAAAAAAUCCAAAAGUAAAAAAAUGUACACAAGUGCAAGUAAAAAAAAUACUUGGUGUAAAGAAUUCAUGUCAGAAAAGAAGUCAUGAGUAACAUUGUAACGCUUAAGACGCUAGAUUUUUGUACAAUGGUAUUUUUUUCUUAGCACACAAUUAUAAAUAUGAGCUGUUAUUAUUUUACUGUGCUAUAACAUAUUGCAUUACUGCAUUAAGCUAAAGAAAUACAAAAAAACAACUUUGAAUUCCGGUAAAAGAAAACAUCUACAGAAAUGAAGCAUUACUCGUCCAAAGAGCAUGAGUGCUGUCCAUUGGAGAAAACAUUUCCUAUUAUGAAACUAAAAGAUCAUAUCUCUGGUUUUCUGUGGUCAAUCUGUGCCAAAUAAAAACUGGGAGAGAGAUUAAAAUC